AUGGUGCACAGAGUUCUUUUCUGGUCAGGCUUCGGCGUUGCCGUCCGCUUUUGGCAACUCGGCCUCGAAAUGCGACCGCUCUUCAACCGGGGUUCCCUAUGGGCGUGGCCUCUCUUUGCCGGAGUGGGUGGGAGCUUCGGUUACUGGCUGCAAGGCGUGGACGAGAGACAGACGGCGACUUUGGAGGAACGCAAGCAGAUAAUCCUGGAGAAGAGAGCAAGAAAAACAGGCAGAGACGCUGAGAAGUCACAAGCAUGA
Molecule: messenger RNA, 258 nt
Organism: Anthostomella pinea
Lineage: Eukaryota; Fungi; Ascomycota; Sordariomycetes; Xylariales; Xylariaceae
Source: the annotation of a GenBank genome assembly